Molecule: messenger RNA, 1863 nt
Organism: Penicillium longicatenatum
Lineage: Eukaryota; Fungi; Ascomycota; Eurotiomycetes; Eurotiales; Aspergillaceae
Product: ABC1 kinase family protein
Exons: 4
Coding region: 1-1863 (620 amino acids)
Biological process (GO): lipid homeostasis; mitochondrion organization
Cellular component (GO): mitochondrial inner membrane
Source: RefSeq, a predicted model, not a curated record
AUGAGCGCCGCAGUUCGCGUGCCGCUGCGGACGCUGGCCAAUCCCGCACUGGUAGCCCGAGAAAUAUCAAAAGCCUCAAGUGUUAGCGCCUCGUCCAGUCUAGUCGCGAACUCGCUGCGCAAGACUUUCUCGUCGUCCCGAGUUAUCACUCAGUCACGGAGUCCUCGAUUAUAUGAACCGAUCCCGAGCGCGGCUUUGUCCAGACGUUGUUUCGCCUCGAGAACCUCGCCCCUCUUGACUGCAGAGACCAGCCAACAAAACGAUGGGCCGAAAGCUAAGCCACCUCAGUCGAACAAGGCGAUCAAAUAUUUGAUUGCCUUGAGUAUUCUCGGCGCCGGCGCUGUGAUUUACUCCGAUGAGAUCAAGCAUGCAUACCAUGCCGCAGGACGAAGUGGUCGCGUGGUGGGUACAUUGGCAGUCUGUAUCAAUGACUACCGCGUUACCCUAAAACAAGAGUUCCCUACCGCCGAAGAGCGUGAUGCCAACAUCCGGGCGUGCCACAAGCGAUGCGCUGAGCGCACUCUCCGUGUGCUUGAGAAGAAUGGAUCUAUUUUCAUCAAGUUGGGCCAACAUCUCAGCAGCAUGAGUUAUCUUCUUCCACUCGAAUGGACUACAACCUUUAUCCCGCUUCAGGACAAAUGCCCGGUUUCUUCUAUCGAGUCAAUCAGGGAGAUGUUUAUUCAGGACACUGGUCAGACAAUCGAUGAGCUGUUUAGCUCAUUUGAGCCACUGCCUACUGGUGCUGCCUCGCUCGCCCAAGUUCACAUUGCUACCCUUAGAGAAACCGGUCAGAAGGUCGCCGUCAAGGUCCAACACCCGGCUCUCGCUGAGUGGGUGCCUUUGGAUCUUGCACUGAACCGAUUUACCUUUUCCAUGCUAAAGCGCUUCUUCCCAGACUAUGAUUUGGAGUGGCUAUCUAAAGAGAUGGAUCUUUCCCUACCUAUCGAACUGGAUUUCCGUAUGGAAGCUCAGAAUGCUACUGAAACCAGCGAGUACUUCAAGAAGCACUCCGACGCUCCCUUGGUUAUCCCCGAAGUCAUGUGGUCCCAGAAGCGCAUCCUUGUUAUGGAGUACAUCGCCGGCGCCCGUCCCGACGAUGUCGCCUUCCUCGACGCAAACAACAUCGAUCGCGACGAAGUCUCCGCUGCGUUUGCCCACAUCUUCAACGAAAUGAUCUUCGGUGACAACGCUCCACUGCACUGCGAUCCGCACGGCGGCAACGUUGCUAUUCGUCCCAACACUACCCGCCGCCGCCCGAACUUCGACAUCAUCCUGUACGAUCACGGCCUGUACCGCAACAUCCCCCGUGAGCUACGCCGCAACUACGCCAAGCUUUGGCUAGCCGUUAUCGAUGCAGAUGUCCCCCGGAUGCGCGAAUAUGCCCACAAAGUAGCCGGCGUCACGGACGAGCAGUUCCCGCUCUUUGCUAGCGCUAUCACCGGUCGAGACUACUCUGUCUUGACGAAGCAGAGUGUCGUCUCUUCUCGUACUGCUGAGGAGAAGAAGGAGAUUUCCGGUGCUCUGGGUGAAGGCAUGCUGCAGCAGUUAGUUGUGUUGCUGAGCCAGGUCCCGCGAAUUAUCCUUCUUAUCCUCAAGACCAACGAUCUUACUCGGAGUCUGGACGAAAACCUACACACACGCCAGGGCCCCAUGCGCACAUUCCUUAUUCUAGCGCGCUAUGCUACCCGCACCGUCUUUGAAGAACAGAUGGAGACGAUCCGCGAUUCCGGUGGCAUCUUCGCGAAUUUCUUCCAAUUCCUCUCCGCCUGGAUGGGAUUCCUGCGUGUCGAGGUGAAGUUGUCUAUUUAUGAAACGGCACUGAGCCUGAAAAGCCGAUUUGGUCUGCGAACCGGGUUGCCUUGA